Molecule: messenger RNA, 1158 nt
Organism: Tribolium madens (black flour beetle)
Lineage: Eukaryota; Metazoa; Arthropoda; Insecta; Coleoptera; Tenebrionidae
Product: protein YIPF1
Exons: 3
Coding region: 250-1113 (287 amino acids)
Biological process (GO): vesicle-mediated transport
Cellular component (GO): membrane; Golgi apparatus
Molecular function (GO): small GTPase binding
Source: RefSeq, a predicted model, not a curated record
UCGUUUCUAUACGUAAACAUGUCCUCAAAAAAGUAUGGUUAAUUCUAUUCUAAACACUUUUAUCACAAAAUUUUCAAAUUUGCUAGUGACUUUCAUUUUGUACCAGUGGUAGCUUAAGAAAAACACACUUUUUGAGAUUUUCAAGCCCGGUCCAAAUUUUUUUGUUGGUGAAUUUCGUCUUGUCGGGUUGGCGACACUACUCCCACCAUCACACGUCAAAAAUGUCAACACGUCAAAAAUAAUCAAAAAAUGGCAAAAAUGCAAGAAGUCCCGACUGACGAACUCUUAUCGUUUCACGAUUACCCCUCAGUGCACUCCCCCAACCCUCAAAACACGGCCCAAUUGCCCAUAAAUCAAGAUUUUAACAAUUCCCAGGAGAAUGAGUCUGGAGCCCCCUUGGACGAGCCAAGUGCCCAAAAAUCGUUUUGGACCCUUGAGUACUACCAGCAGUUUUUCGAUGUGGAGACACGAGACGUCCUGGACCGAAUAAUAGCCUCCAUAACCCCGAAACGGGACACUUCGCUGAAGCACCACCUUCGUGACAAACCCGACUUGUACGGCCCCUUCUGGAUUUCCGUAACUCUCAUUUUUACCAUUGCAAUUAGUGGAAAUAUCGCCAAUUAUCUCCAACACACAAACAGCCAAUACCAUUGGAAAUACAACUUUCAGUUAGUUUCAUACGCCGCCACGGCGAUUUACAUUUACGUCUUGUUAAUUCCCUUCGCAUUGUGGGGCUUGUUGAAGUGGAGUUCGGAUGUGAGCGAUUUGGAGGGCUUGGAAACGGGGACCACUCCAAGUGCCCUCGAACUGAUUUGUAUUUACGGUUAUUCGUUGUUUAUCUACAUCCCAGCGUCGAUUUUGUGGUCAAUUCAGAUCAAUUUGUUGCAAUGGGGGCUUGUUUUAGUCGCUGCGGUGGUCUCAGGGGCUGUUUUGUUGUUCACUUUGCUCCCAGCUUUGAGACUUUCGAGACAUAAGAUUUUUCUCAUGAUUGGGAUAGGGGGCUGCCAUCUGCUGUUAGCAGCAGGCUUCAUGCUGUAUUUCUUUCACGUACCUAGCGCCCCACUUGAGCAUCAUCAGGAUUUAGUAAAAAAUAUAACACUCAAGUCAAUUUAAAUUUAUUUGUAAUUGUAACACUAAAUUAAUAUACAAUUAAUUCUA